This is a messenger RNA of Aphanomyces astaci, 237 nucleotides long. RefSeq lists its product as hypothetical. The annotation marks the transcript as partial. The transcript has a single exon. Lineage: Eukaryota; Oomycota; Saprolegniomycetes; Saprolegniales; Verrucalvaceae. The record is from RefSeq and is a predicted model, not a curated record.
AUGGACAAGUGCCAAGUCGUAGUCGAGCACAUUCGAAAGCACUCGUUUGGGGUUGGUCUGCCUGGCUCGAGUGACACUCGGGCCUUCUUACGAGUACAGCAAGAUCGACUAGAACGAGCGUUGCAGCGCCUGAGCGCCGAAUUGUACUCGACGUCGACGCAUUUCGUACUGGAGUUGCUCCAGAACGCCGACGACAACGCGUACGCCCCACACGUGGCGCCCUGUGCCGAGUUUGUC